AUGUCAAGUUCCCGGCGUUCCCGACCAGAUCAGUUCUGCAUUCACCGAGUCGAUGGAGAUAACAGUACCCUCUUGACAACGGUUGAGUAUAAGCCACCUCAUAAGCUAUCCGUUGAGAACCUUUAUGCAGGACUGCAACCGAUGAAUUUUUGGGAAGAGAUAGUCCAGCCUGAUUCCGUCCCCACUGAAGAGCCCACAAAGUUGAAAUAUAAUGCAGCCCGGCUGACAGGAUCCGCUGUGACCCAAGAGUACCAUGUAAUGAUUCAGGAAGGGCUCAAGUUCUCCUAUUUGACUAAUGGAUUUGCGUUGGUUCUGCUACACGUCCCUUACGAUGAACCGAGCACCCUAUAUUACCAUCUAUGUGAGCCAAACAUGGAGAUCGAUCCUGAUGAUAACUGCAGCUUCGAGCAGCCAUUGACGGCCAUUGCACGGGUUUUGUGUCUGUGUCUAAUGAGCUUCAGCGCGCGAUUUCGCGACCAGAACCCACUGGGCUCGGAAUAUAGUCCCUCUGGUAGCUCCGCGCGCACUAUCUCGGAGUAUCUCCUGUCGUCCUCGCCUGUUGGAUCUUCUACACAGCGCCGUGGAAUGCCGACACGGUCUCGAGCUCAGUGUGCGCCAAAUACGAUAGACCCUGACAAUUCACCUGAUUCCGAUACGGACCCUGCUCCCGGUGGGCGGAAGCGUGGCUUCAGCCAGGUCACAUCGUCUCCAUCAUCUCCAUUAUCUCCAUCGGUGCAACGAUCAGCACGUCAGACGGGGUCCCGACAUAAUGAAAGCGGUCGGUAUCAACACAGCGCUCAAUUUUGUACCCAGCGAUGCCUACUUGGCCUACAACAAGGAGGCCAGCUAGAUGAUGAUUGCCCAAAUAUUAUGCUCCAUCAGCAGGGUAGAACCAGCAGCCGACACCUGAUCGACGCCAAGAGCUUGGUUCAGCAGAUUAAACAGCAGCUGGAUGAAAAUCUUGAUCGCGACUGCAUGCCGAUAGGAGGCUGUGGGGCAUCUGGAGCGCCCUUCAAGAUCACCUGCACUACAUAUGGGUAUACGGUUGUCGGUAAAGGGACUACGGCCUAUCUCUGGAACAAGGUAAAACGUGAAGCGGAUAUUUACUGUAUACUUUGGCAAGUACAAGGGUCUGCAGUCCCUGUUUUCCUCGGUGCAAUCGACCUGGCCAAGAUCUACUUUCUACAUGGGGCUGGACAGAUCCACCAUAUGCUACUCAUGGCUUGGGGUGGUGAGCCCAUUAGUAAGAUAAAUCAUACCAAGGCGAUCAGGCGUGAAAUUUUGCGGUCUCAGAAGAAAAUUCGUUCAUUGGGGGUUUUGCAUCAGGAUCUUCGGCCGGAUAAUCUCCUGUGGAAUACUGAGCUAGGUCGGGUUUUGAUCAUCGACUUCCAUCAUUCGAAAUUAGAUGUCCGACCGACAAAAAAGCGAAUGAGAUUACGCGAGAAGCUCUUGUGCAGAGCAGAGGAACACAGACGAAAGCGACUCCGUGCGGGCUACAAAUGA
Aspergillus alliaceus is the source of this 1503-nucleotide messenger RNA. RefSeq lists its product as uncharacterized. The record is from RefSeq and is a predicted model, not a curated record. Gene Ontology annotation, biological process: protein phosphorylation. The transcript is spliced from 2 exons. Gene Ontology annotation, molecular function: ATP binding; protein kinase activity. Bases 1 to 1503 code for a protein of 500 amino acids. NCBI's taxonomy places the organism in Eukaryota, Fungi, Ascomycota, Eurotiomycetes, Eurotiales, Aspergillaceae.